Messenger RNA from Rhipicephalus microplus (southern cattle tick), 2456 nucleotides. RefSeq names its product protein KRI1 homolog. Gene Ontology annotation, cellular component: nucleolus; 90S preribosome. Lineage: Eukaryota; Metazoa; Arthropoda; Arachnida; Ixodida; Ixodidae. Gene Ontology annotation, biological process: endonucleolytic cleavage in ITS1 to separate SSU-rRNA from 5.8S rRNA and LSU-rRNA from tricistronic rRNA transcript (SSU-rRNA, 5.8S rRNA, LSU-rRNA). The record is from RefSeq and is a predicted model, not a curated record.
CAUGUGUGACUCAAGAUGGCCGAUCUCUUCCGAGGCUCCGACAGCGAUUCCGACGAUGUUGGUCAGCUUAAAUUGAACGAAGACUAUGCCAAGAACUACAACAAGUGGAGAGAGAAAGAAGAACUUCAGAAAUUGAAGGACAAGUAUGGUGAGAACGUCGCAUUGGAUUCCUCUUCAAGUUCUUCGGAAUCCGAGGACGAAGAUGCCGAGGAACUCACCCCGACGUUCGAGAAAAAGUUCUUGGAGACCCUCAGUGCCCUUAAAAGCAAGGACCCAAAGAUUUACGACAAAAAUACAGUGUUUUUUGAGCCUACAGGUGAUGCAGGUGAGGGCGAGCCAGUUAAGGAAAAACAAAAAAAAGAAAAGCCCAUGUUCCUGAAGGACUACAAAAGAAAGCUGAUAAUUGAGAAACAAGGCAUGCCGUCGGACGAGGAAGAUGUCGAAGGAGAUGCCGAUCUAUUGACCCAACAUAAGCAGGGCCAUUUUGCCACUGCUGCCGAAGAGGAACACCUGAAAAGAAGCUUCAAGGCUGCCCUCGCCGACUUCGAUGACGACGAAGACGAUGACGGGUCACUACUGAAGACAGCGAAGCACAGUGAGGAAGUAAAGGCCGAGACUGAUGAAGAAUACAAGAAGUGGCUGAAAGGAGAGGUGGAUAAGAUUCACCAAAAGAAAGAUGUUGAGAAAUUGGGCUACCUCCAUGACUACUGGAACAGCAGCAACUUGGACAAAGCUGAGGAAUUCCUUCGUGACUACAUUCUCAACAAGCGUUACUUGGAAAAGAGCAGGUUACCAGCAGCCCAGCCAGAAGACGAUGAGGACCUAAGUGCAGAUGAGGCUAUUCUCGAGGAACAGGAAACGUUUGAGCACAAGUUCAAUUACCGCUUUGAAGAGCCAGACUCUGAAUUUAUCAAGAAGUACCCCAGAACAAUGCAAGAUUCGAUGCGUCGUAAAGAUGAUCGACGAAAACUCAAAAGACAGGAAGUGAGGGAAAGGAAACUACAGGAGAAAGAGCAGAAAAAGGAAGAGAUCAAUCGACUAAAGGCAUUGAAGAAGAAAGAAAUCCUCGAAAAACUUCAGAAGCUCAAGGAGGUCACUGGAAAUGACCAGCUGGGUAUCGCAGAUGCCGAUAUCGAGGGAGACUUUGACCCUCAGGAGCAUGACCGACGCAUGAAUGCCAUAUUUAACAAUGAAUACUACGAACAGGAGGCUGAGGAGUCAAAGCCAGAAGACCCCUUGGAUGAGGAACUAGAAUUGGAAGACUGGGACCAGUGGCAAGGAGAAGAUGAAGAAGCCAACGAGGAAGGAGGCGAGGUUGAGCAAGAUUGGUCACAAAAUGACAACACCUAUGCUGGCUAUAAUGGUGGCGCUGGUGAAAACCAAGAUGAUUUUGAAUGGACAGGUGAAACAAAAGGCAAGCGUCGGAAAAAGUCCCAUUUUGCCAAGGUUGUCAGCAGGAAAAAGCCACUGUUUGAUCCAUCAAGCAAGACAUUUGAGGAAUACUUUGACGAGUACUACAAGUUGGACUUUGAGGACAUCGUUGGAGGAAUGCCUACCCGUUUUCGUUACCGUUCUGUCAUCCCCAAUGACUUUGGCUUGACUACAGAAGAGAUUCUUGCAGCAAAAGACAAGGAGCUCAAUCGAUGGUGUUCUGUGAAAAAAACCUGCCAGUACAGGACUGAAAAUGAAGAGAUGCAGGACCUACGCACAUUUCAGAGGCGUGCCACUAAUGAUGCCUUGAAGCGAAAGAUCUUCCCCAGUUUGUAUGCAGAACCUACUGAGACCAGUGAAACGCCGUGCGAGGAACAGAGCAAAAAGAAGAGACGAAGAAAGAAGAAAUCUGGGCUUGUUAAUAGAGAGGCUGCUACGGAAGAGCGUGUUGACAAGUCAGACACCACGUCGGCAUCAAUUACUCCUGCUUCUUCUUCAGACGUUACCGUGGCAAGCAAAAAGAAACGGAAGCGGAAAACUUCCACUCAUGCUGAACCUUUAUCUGGCAACAGUGAUGCACCGCCUGCAAGGCUCAUUCCUGUUAACGGUGAUGUUUCUGAACCUUCCAAGAAAGUCAAAUCUGAUCACCAUAAUUUAUCUGCCGUGCUCAGUCAGGUCCAUGCAACAUCUAGAAAUGGAGACAUAGCUAGCAAAAACGGCAACACACAAACGCUGGCUAACCGUGAAAUGUCUGCAAGCAAAAAGAGGAAAAAGAAGCCAAAGGGUGUGAAACAGCUAUUGCCACCUAGACAAAACAUCCCAGUUCCAGCGCUCAAGGUGUCGGACAACAGGCUUAAAGCCUAUGGUCUGAACCCCAAGAAGCUCAAGAAACAGUUGAUAUACGGCAAGAAAAAGGACAGCUCUUGAAGCUUUUUAGGAGAGAGCCAGGAUACAGCCUUUAUGUUGAUAGACAAUGCUGAAUGUUGCAGUUUUAAUGUAAAUAUAGACCCUGUAAAUACUUCUUA